Stereum hirsutum FP-91666 SS1 is the source of this 2778-nucleotide messenger RNA. RefSeq lists its product as uncharacterized. The record is from RefSeq and is a predicted model, not a curated record. The transcript is spliced from 7 exons. Bases 1 to 2778 code for a protein of 925 amino acids. NCBI's taxonomy places the organism in Eukaryota, Fungi, Basidiomycota, Agaricomycetes, Russulales, Stereaceae.
AUGUCCGACACCCGAUCCAGCGACGAAUCGCAACCUGACAUCCUCUCUGAUGCUUCGAAUGCGAAUGAUGCGGUGUCUCAGGCAUCCGAUGCUGAUCAACAUCUGCGAUUCAUCACGCACGACACCAUCACCGAUGAGGGCCACAAACGAUUAGAUCAGGCCGUUAUGGGAGAACUCGGAAUCGAAGGAUUGCUUGCUCACAAAAUAAUCGUACCCGGACAGCAUCUUAUUCAUACCGCGAGUCGCAUGUCCGUCUUGUGCUCAAUAUGCCAAACCGGCAUACAAGAGGGCCUUUCGGAACUCACCUUCCAGGAAGCUAGAGGGCUGAUAGAGGAGUAUCCUGAGCUAGGGGAGAUGGUGGAUAGGGCGUGGGUCAAUGGUGCAGGUUUUAAGGAUAUACGGCGCUUGGCGCUUCUCAGGCGUGAAAUUCCGCACGACAUGUCCAAUAUCCAAGGCAAGCCAGGCGACUAUCUAUACGAGGCGAGCGUAAAAGCGACGGAAAAUUCCUGGAAGCAACGCUUCGCAGGCCGCGCUCAUGUCGCGCUGAAAAGCCACAUCAUGCACUAUCAGACGAGCAUCACCAACUCUUAUGCGCCUCACUGCGCCAUCGUUCAAUCAACUGGAACAGGAAAGUCGAAAACAGUCGACGAGUUCAGCAAGCACGAUUUUGUCAUACCGAUAAAUCUCAGGAAACCUAGAGCUGGAGGCUUUCCUGCUUCCGACGAACGGGUGUACGACUUUCUUGAGCCCGGAUACCUCAGCUCUAUGAGCCCGGAUUUACUAUGGGCUCACAUGAACGCCUUCAUGUUCGCGCUGCUCGAGAAAUGCGAGAAGGUUAUCGUGGCUGCCAUGCUUGGCCAAGGUGAUAGCCCCGAAACCAGACUUGCUUGGCUUCGUAACGAAGGCGCUGCGUGGUUUCGGGAAAUGAUGACCGAGGGCCAAACAGUGCGCGCUCAAGGCGACUACCGCGUGAAAUUCUACGAAGAUGUCGUCAAUCGGGCUCAACAGCUGUCCGACGAUGCCGCUCGUGCGCUCAAAGCUCGCUCAUCGCUCACGCUCAUGAAGAGAGGAUCCUCCCCCGUUCAGAUACAGUUCGCCAGCGCAGCGGAUCGUCCUGUCGUAGCGAAGGCAGAGUCCCUAAUCCGCCAUUGGGGCUUUUCAAACAAGAAGCUAGACGCUCCUAUCGUCUACUUGGCUUUCGACGAAGCUCAUUCACUCUCCAGACCCGACGCGCAACCGACUGCUCCGACAAUCUUAUCCCCAUUCUCUCAUCUUCGCAAGAUUCUGCGGUCCUGCCGCGACUUGCCUCUGUUCGCCAUUUUCCUCUCCACCACCGGCAAGAUCACCCAGUUUGUUUUGCCUAAAGAAGACGACGAUUCUGAUCGGUUGCAGAGCGGAGAGCUCGUGUUAAUCCCGCCAUUCUGUGCUCUUGGCUGGGAUCAGUGCGCCGCCCCCUUCCCCACGGAUCAAAUGGAUUUAUCAUAUGUGUCUUCUCUAGCUUAUAAAGCUCGUCUUGGUCGUCCUCUCUUUGCUUCUCGUUACGCAGCAGGCCUGCGGCUUGAAGAAAUGGAGCGCGAAGAGCUUCUGAAGUCUCUGGUCGAGUUUGCGGCCAAAAAGCUGAUCAAAUUUGACCUCGCAUCUUGGCCCUCUGAGCUUAGUCCCAAACAGGAACUAGCAUGUUUAUCCGCCCGCCUGCCUAUCGAGUUCAUGUCGUCCAGCUCGACUGAAUCGACCAAAGACGAGCGGGAUCAAAUCGCCAAUCACAUGCGCGUUUGCCUGUCGGUCGACGAGUCUUUCCGUAAAUUUACGUCGCUCAACCCAUCGGAGCCGAUCGUCUCAGAAGGCGCCUACCUCCUCAUGAACAACAGCAGAAUCCGAUUCCACGCUCCAGCGGCUCUUUCUCGCGUCCUUACAGGCUUUUCUGUGCACCAGGGCGAUCGUGGUGAGCUCGUCGCCCUGCUCGCUCUCACCAUGGCUCGGGACCGCGUCGUCAGCCAGCAAAAGCUGCGCAUCCAGGACGGUGUUUUUGGCGUCGUUCCAUUCCUGGAGGCGCUCGUUACCAGGCCGUCCAAGGAAAGUGGGCGCUUCUGCGACGUCCUGAGGAUCAAGCCAUCCGUUUAUAGAGAUUCAAACGAUAAGAACGUCACGCUCGAAAAAGCGUUUGCCGAAGUCAAUCUUCACUUCAACCACUUUGUGAAGCGGCAACAGCAGGGCAACCUCGACGAGGAAACCACCAAGGGAUUCAUUGCCCGAUGCGCGGCGAUAAUGGCUGCUAACAGUCAAGGCGGAUACGACGCGGCGUUAAUCACGGUCCGUGGGAACGCGGUGGUGUUUCAAAGCACGAAAGGUUUGUUUAUCAUCCAGGUCAAAAACGACACACACUACACUGCAACAGUCGAACCCUUACUUUUCGACAAGAUGGAUCCCGUCUCGAUGGGCUUUAUCGGUCCUAAGAAGACGCUUGAAACGCCGAUCAUACGAGUCGUUUUCGCUUUGGCGGCCGCACGCCCCGCCAUUCGCUACGUUGAAACUCAGAAACAGGGCAACUUCACGUCUUACGAUAUUUGGAUCGCGGGUCUAAGCCCAGAGGUGCUUGCAGUCAUUGCCAAGCAAGAUCAAGUGAUCUGGGACGCGUUGCUUUCUGCGUCGAGGGGGUGGGAGAAGAUGUAUCAACACUGGGAUCCGACUACGGUGUCGCUGCUGAAGAACAUGGCACCUAUGGUCGCGGAUGCGGAGGACUUCUGGGCAUUCCGCAAUCGAAAGCCUGAGGACGAUUGA